AUAAUCUGUUCCACCUCCCUGUCCCUUUCACUUCUGUCUUACCUUAGCUUGUCACUAUUUCCUUGUUACUCUGCUGCACCUGUCCUUACCUCCCAGCCACACAUCACUUUCUUUCUUUUUCUAAUCUUCUGCUUGUUUUUAUUGUAUUACUUUUCUCUAUCACUGCACAUAUCUUUAACAGAUUUGCCCUGGAGUGCAGCCACCUGCACAGCCUUACUCUCCUUCUAGGUUACUCGGUGUCCUAUCUAUCUAAUUAGAAUAUGUAACUGUUCUCAGGAGUAAACCUCCAGCUUGCGAGCACUGCUGCUGACUUGUACCUACUGCUCCAUCUCACCUCUAUUAGCUAGCUGUCUCUCCUGGUAGACGUCCACAUACAGCCAGAGCUCCCUUAGAAUGGCCACCCCAGGGGACAUUGGCACCUUUACAGUCUGGGACUAUGUGGUGUUCGCUUUGAUGCUGCUUAUCUCUGCUGUGAUUGGAAUCUACUAUGCCUUUGCAGGCGGUGGACAGAAGACCUCCAAAGAUUUCCUUAUGGGUGGCAGGAGCAUGACUGCUGUGCCAGUGGCUCUGUCGCUCACUGCCAGCUUCAUGUCUGCGGUGACAGUGCUUGGUACCCCCGCAGAGGUGUACCGAUUUGGUGCCAUGUUCAGUGUAUUUGCCAUCACUUAUACUUUUACAGUGCUGAUCUCAUCAGAGGUCUUUCUGCCGGUGUUCUACAGACUGGGCAUCACCAGCACCUAUGAGUACCUAGAACUUCGCUUCAAUAAACAUGUUCGACUAAUUGGAACAAUCCUUUUCAUUAUUCAAACAAUUCUAUAUACAGGAAUUGUCAUUUAUGCUCCAGCUUUGGCAUUAAAUCAAGUCACUGGAUUUCAUUUGUGGGGUGCUGUUGUGGCCACUGGAGUAGUCUGCACUUUCUACUGUACGCUGGGUGGUCUUAAAGCAGUUGUGUGGACAGAUGUGUUCCAGGUUGGCAUCAUGGUUGCUGGGUUUUCAUCGGUCAUCAUUCGAGCCGUGGUAGUCCAAGGUGGGAUUGGCCCUAUUCUAAAUGACUCAUAUUAUGGAGACAGGCUGAAUUUUUGGGAUUUUAACGCAAGUCCACUACAGCGGCACUCCUUUUGGACCAUUGUUGUUGGAGGAACAUUUACUUGGACGGGAAUCUAUGGUGUCAACCAGUCACAAGUGCAGAGAUAUAUCGCUUGCAAAACCAGAUUUCAAGCUAAAAUGUCCCUGUAUGUGAAUCUGGUAGGACUUUGGGCUAUCCUUGCCUGCGCAGUACUGAGUGGACUGGCCAUGUAUUCUAUUUACAAGGAUUGCGAUCCAUGGUCUGCCAAUUUUGUGUCAGCUCCAGAUCAGCUAAUGCCUUACCUUGCCCUUGACAUUUUGCGGGACUUUCCAGGACUUCCAGGACUAUUCGUUGCUUGUGCAUACAGUGGAACCUUAAGUACGGUGUCCUCCAGUAUUAAUGCUUUGGCUGCUGUCACAGUGGAAGACCUUGUAAAACCUUACUUCAAGUCCCUUAGUGAAACCAAGCUAUCAUGGAUUUCCAAAGGAGCAAGUCUCUCAUAUGGAGCAAUAUGUAUUGGCAUGGCAGGCUUGGCAUCCCUAAUGGGUGGCUUAUUACAGGCUGCUCUUUCCAUCUUCGGUAUGGUUGGAGGACCUCUGCUAGGUCUGUUUUCUCUUGGAAUCAUCUUCCCCUUUGCAAACUCUAUAGGUGCAUUGUCUGGUCUCCUGGUUGGUUUUACAAUUUCAUUAUGGGUAGGUAUAGGAUCUCAGAUUUACCCUCCUUUGCCCAUAAGCAGUUUACCCAAAUUCCUGUCAACUGAAGGCUGCAAUUUGAGCACUAAUGCUAACUGGACAUUAACAACUGCACUUCCCACAGUGACUGGUAUAUUGUCAGAAACUCAAGCUCAACUUGGGGAAAGACCUGACCUGGCUGAUAGCUGGUACUCCCUGUCAUAUCUAUACUUCAGUACAAUUGGAACAGUUGUUGCUAUUGUUGUGGGAAUAAUAGUUAGCUUAGCAACAGGUGGAUUAAAGCAAAAUAUAAAUCGAGAAUUUCUACUGACAGCUGAAGACUUCUCGUAUCUAAAAGUAUUGGUUCCUUCUUGUUGGACAAAGGAUAGAGAAAAAGUUGAAAUGCUUAACUGGAAACGUCAAGAUACUGAUCUCCAGGAGGAUAAAGGAAUGGACAACCCUGCAUUCAAUCAUAUGGAAAUGCAUAACACAGAGAAAAAUGAGAAGAUGAAUGGUGUUAAUCCUUGACUUUCCCCCCAAGCUGUGCUCUACAGUGUGUGAACAAAAGAAGAAAACGAUUUUUAUGGCACAGUAAUUGAUGUUGAAAAACACACUGAAUAUUCAUGUGAAUUGUUACACUUGCUCCAGAAGAAUAUUUGUGUACAUAUAAAAUUUAUAGAACUGGUUUUGUAUAAAAAAAAAAUGUUAAGAGGCAGCAGUGCUGCCAGAACUGCAAAUAUAUUGACUCAGGGGAAUCAUUCAUACUGUAUCAAAGCUUUGGAUGUUUGCUGUACAUUUUUAUAAAUUGUAGCUUGACUUGUUCUCUAUGUUUGUUAUGUAUUUUAUCCCUAUUUACUUUUAUAAAUAAGACAUAAAUGUG
Messenger RNA from Rana temporaria (common frog), 2617 nucleotides. Its product is annotated as sodium-coupled monocarboxylate transporter 1-like. The transcript has 15 exons. Gene Ontology annotation, cellular component: membrane. The coding region runs from base 394 to 2265 and encodes 623 amino acids. NCBI's taxonomy places the organism in Eukaryota, Metazoa, Chordata, Amphibia, Anura, Ranidae. Gene Ontology annotation, biological process: propanoate transmembrane transport; sodium ion transport. The record is from RefSeq and is a predicted model, not a curated record. Gene Ontology annotation, molecular function: organic acid:sodium symporter activity.